AUGCCUUUCCUCAGAAACCGACUUUCAUCGAGCAGCCAAUCCUCCCAGGAUGGACAUAUCAGCACCCCCAGUGCGGUUUCUGACUAUGAAUAUCCGGCAAUUUCUAUGCCUGGGUACGCAGAAAAGCCACUGUCAGAGCAACUGGAACCCAUUGCGGUUGUAGGAAUGGGUUGUCGUUUGCCGGGCGACGUCAGUUCCCCCAGUCAAUUUUGGGACCUCAUGAUCAACAAAGGUACUGGCCGUAUGGAUAAGGUCCCAAAAUCAAGGUUCAAUAUCGAUGCCCACUUGCAUCCAAACAAUGAGAGGCCUGGCAGUUUUAAUCCCGUCGAAGCCAUGUGGAUGGACCCACAGCAACGGAAAUUGCUUGAAGUGGUCUAUGAAGCAUUCGAGUCGGCUGGUGCAAGUUUGAAAGACGUUGCUGGAACAACGACAGCUUGCUUUGUCGGCUGCUUCACCUUGGAUUACCUCCUGAUGACUUUCAAGGAACCAGACUUUCGUCACAGCUACGCAGCGACAGGGGUGGAUCCCGGGAUCAUCAGCAACAGAAUCAGCCAUGUCUUCAAUCUGAAGGGACCUAGCAUCACAGUAAACACAGCAUGUUCAUCUUCUGUUUAUGCCCUUCACAACGCUUGCAAUGCUCUCAGGAAUAAUGAAUGCUCUGCAGCCGUCGUCGGUGGUACAAAUCUCAUACUUACUGUUGACCAACAUAUGAACACGGCAAAACUUGGCGUGCUAUCCCCGACUUCCACUUGUCAUACUUUCAAUGCACACGCGGACGGCUAUGGCCGUGCUGACGGAGUUGGCGCUGUGUAUCUUAAACGGCUCCAGGAUGCAAUCCGUGAUGGCGACCCAGUUAGAGCUGUGAUACGCUCUAGUGCGGUCAACUCGAAUGGCAAGGCUCCUGCUGUUGGCAUCACUCACCCAAACCUGGAUGGCCAAGAGGCUGUCAUUAGACAUGCUUACCGACGUGGAGGAGAUUUAGAUCCGAUGCUUACCGGAUAUUUUGAGAUUCACGGGACUGGAACACCUAUUGGCGAUCCGUUAGAAGUCUGUGCCGUAUCAAAGGCAAUGAACGACGAACGAGCCUCUGAUGGUAGCCCACUUCUAAUUGGCGCCGUCAAAACAAAUAUCGGACAUAGUGAGGCUGCGAGCGGCCUCUCCGCUGUUAUCAAAGCUGUUCUCGCUGUUGAAAAAGGAAUCAUUCCGCCCACUAGAGGCUUCACUGCGCCCAAUCCGGCGAUUGAUUGGGAAGGCUGGAACGUCAAAGUUGUUACAGAGCCGACGCCGUUUCCCGCACAUCUUCCAGUAAAACGAGUCAGUGUGAACUCCUUCGGCUAUGGAGGAACAAAUGGACACGUUAUUAUCGAAGGCGCUGACUCGUUUCUGCCAAAUUACCAACUUGCUCAACCGAAAACCAAGUCUCGAGGUACAUUCGCGCGCAAAAGGCCUUAUCUUUUGGUCUUCUCAGCCCACAAUAAACCAACCCUGAACCGGAACAUCGAAGUUCAUGGAAAGGUAGCACAGAAAUAUAACAUCCUGGACCUUGCUUUCACACUAGGAAACCGCCGAUCCCACCUCCGGAGCCGUGCAUAUGUUGUUACAAGCGAUGAUAGACUGGCUUCAGAUUUUCAAGAUAUAGCCAAGUCGUUUGCUUAUGCGGAAAAGAAAAAAGCGCCAUCAAUUGGGUUUAUAUUCACCGGACAAGGAGCUCAAUGGAUUCGAAUGGCAAACCAACUUAUGGCCUAUUACCCGAGUUUCCUAAGGACAAUCAAAAUCCUUGACAGAGUUCUGGGGAACCUUCCAGAUGCGCCUGAAUGGACUAUUGAAGAUGAGUUGGUGGCUGAUGCCAGCACUUCCUGUGUUAACCAAGCCGAGUUUUCUCAACCGCUCUGCACUGCUGUCCAGAUAGCGCUGGUAGACCUUCUUGCCUCCUGGGGAAUUAAACCCACAGUCACGGUUGGCCAUUCUUCCGGUGAGAUCGCAGCUGCGUACACGGCAGGGAAGAUCUCUAGGAUGGAAGCUAUUAUCAUUGCUUUUUACCGCGGGCAGGCCGUUCGAGAUAUCGAUACUAGUGGUUCCAUGCUGGCCGUUGGACUGGGUGCGGACGCGGUAAAGCCUUACAUUGCAGAGAUUCCGGGUGUGACCGUCGCUUGCCACAAUUCUCCUGUGUCUGUGACACUAAGUGGCGAUACUAGCGCUUUGGAAGUCGUUAGGGAGAAACUCGAAAAGGAAAACAUCUUCGCAAGGACACUAAAGACGGGCGGGAAGGCGUAUCAUUCCAAACAUAUGGAGCCGGCCUCUGUCAACUACGUGAGGCUUAUACAACGUGCGAAGAGCGCCUUGCCUUUCGACCCGCCCUCGCCUUUAGCAAUUACGAUGGUAUCCUCGGUCACAGCAGCUCCUAUUUCAUCUGGCAUGCAGAUUGAUGAACACUAUUGGGCCGCCAACCUUGUCAGCCCAGUUAUGUUUAGCCAAGCUGUGGAACAGGCAUCUUCGCUUUCCGUCGAUAUGCUCAUUGAAAUCGGCCCUCAUUCUGCCUUAGCUGGGCCUGUUAAACAAAUCAGAGCCGAGCACAAGUUGGAAAAUCUAGCAUAUCUCCCCACAUUGGUUCGUGGCCAGGAUUGUGCUACUCAGUUACUGAAGCUUGCCGGUGAAUUAUUCCUGCGUGAUUAUCCAGUCGACAUGGACCGCGUGACCCUGAUAGAGCAGCGACUCCCUGGAGGUAAAAUUGAUUUCAAGAGAGGAUCAAUCCUGGUAGACCUCCCUCCGUACCAAUGGACGUAUGGGCAAAAAGACCUUUUUGCCGAGCCUCGUCAAUCUGCUGAGCACCGGACCCCUCAACAUGCUCGCCACGAUGUUUUAGGACGAAAACUGCCGGGAGGUUCUGAGUUAGAACCAAUGUGGAGAAAUGUCCUUCGUAUCAACGAUUUGCCAUGGCUCAAGGAUCACAGCCUUGGUGGCGAUGUGGUGUUUCCAGCAGCCGCUUACUUCUCCAUGGCAAUGGAGGCCAUAACACAGAUCAAUGAGACCAGUAACCCGCCCCAGGAAAUAAACGGCUACACGCUUCGGGAUGUCUCGAUUAAGAGAGCUCUGAUUGUUCCUGAAGACGAUGAUGGCGUUGAGACGAUGUUCAGUAUGCAUCCCUCAAUCCAUGAAGAGGCAGGACCCCAAAGUACGUGGUGGGAGUUCAAUGUAUCGUCAAUUUCUCAGAAUGGUACCCAGAAAGAUCAUAUGACUGGUACUAUCAGCAUCAACACUCGUUCACGAGGCCAAAAGCCAAAAGAUGUCCCAUUCCUGCCCCAGAAGGCAAGUGGAAAAUCGUGGAACCAAGCAUUGCGUGCUGUGGGGUUUGACUAUGGUCCUACGUUCCAGGACAUGGAUCACAUUCGUUUUGACGGCAAAACGUAUGUUGCCUCGAGCAACACCGUCGUCAAGCAGGAAUGUGGUAAAAUGCAGGGUGAAUCGCGCCACAUCCUCCACCCGGCCACAGUUGAUUCCUGCUUGCAACUCAUCAUAGUAUCCAUUUAUGCAGGAAAAGCAAAGGACAUGACGUGCGGCGCAGUACCACUCCAAGUUGAUGAGGUUGCAAUCUGGGUUCCAACUGGUGAACAACUGCAGAAUCCUAAUGCCACAGUUUACUCUUGGACCGAUGAACGAGGUAAUCGCUCCUUUAGAAGCGGAACUCAACUUGUCGCUAGCGACGGAAAUCUCCUAAUGGAUAUCACCAACAUGCGAUGUGUUUCAUAUGAAGCCGCGGUGCCUCAGAGAGCUCUGGAUAGCCCGGUCCAGCAGCCAUAUAUGGAAGUGGUCUGGAAACUUGAUGUCGAUAGCUUGGCUACCGAAAAUCCCCGCAAGAAUAUAAGCGUUGCUCAGCUUGUUGACUUGGUUUUGCAUAAAAAGCCUGGAGCAAAGAUUCUGGACGUGAAAGGGCAUAAUGAGGCCUUGUUAGCGGAGCGAAAGGCUUGUCUUUGCUACAACGCCGGGUUAAUAUCUGAUGAAGGCCACGGAAAAUAUGACCUGAUUUUGGCUAACGGCGUUGAUGCAUCUCCUUCAACAGUUGAUAUGAUUUUGGAUCUCUUGGCUCCUGGAGGCCGCGCACUUUUGAAGAAUGCGGAGACUGCCGGUGAUAUCAGCUCUUCCUAUAUCGCCUUGGAGGAUGACUUGGCGAUUGUGAAGCCUACGUCAUUGCCUGAAGCUUGCUCAGAUGUCCAACCAGCGCCGUCUUUCUUAUUUGUGCAUAGAAAUACGCCUGCAUCUCUUGUGUCUCCAAUUAUUGAGAGUUUUGCAGAACGCGGUUGGAUGACGCGUUCAAGCCAGUUGUGCAAUGUUGACAUAAAAGAAGGGGAAAGAGUGGUACUUGUCGCGGAACUCGAAGGGCCAUUGCUCUCCUCGCUUGACGAGCCUGAGCUCCGUGGGAUUCAGCGCAUCGUAUCGACGGCUUCGUCCCUUCUCUGGCUUACACAGGGCGGACUUCUUUCUGCAAAACAGCCUGAAUAUGCCAUGGCAUCUGGAUUAGCAAGAUCUGUGAUGAGCGAGAACGCUUCGCUGGACUUUGCAACCAUGGAUUUAGACCUAGAAACAGUUUCCGCUUCCACGGCCAUUCGUUCGGUCACCGAAGCGGCACGUCGGCAAGUUGAGAAUAUACCAGACCGUGAAACAGAGUAUUGCAUUGCGCAGGAGAAGGUGUACAUCAGCCGGCUUCUCCCCAAUGACAAGCUCAAUUCAAUCUACUCAGUUGACGGAUCCAAAUUUGAAGAGGUACCAUAUGAUAGUGGGAGAGCAGUUGCUGGUCGAGUUCAGUCAGGAAGAGUAAUAUUCGAACAGGAUAAACGUCUCGAGGAGCCCUUGGAACCCAGCCAGAUCGAAGUAAAGGUUGCUUUCAGUGGGCUUAAUAGGGAAGGAGUUCUUGUUAUCCAAGGACAGGAUUAUCCGACUGCUUUCAGUCAUGAGGUAUUCGGGACUGUAACCAAAGUUGGCGCACUGGUGACCCAAUUUACCCCAGGCGAUCAAGUUGUGGGGUUCAACUUCGACAAGUUUGCCUUAGUCCAAAGAGUUUCGCAGGACUUAGUCACGAAGUUUGAGACUCACGAAAACCCAGCCAAUAUUCUUGGUCUUUUGAUGGGAUGA
Molecule: messenger RNA, 5127 nt
Organism: Uncinocarpus reesii 1704
Lineage: Eukaryota; Fungi; Ascomycota; Eurotiomycetes; Onygenales; Onygenaceae
Exons: 5
Coding region: 1-5127 (1708 amino acids)
Biological process (GO): secondary metabolite biosynthetic process; fatty acid biosynthetic process
Molecular function (GO): fatty acid synthase activity; 3-oxoacyl-[acyl-carrier-protein] synthase activity
Source: RefSeq, a predicted model, not a curated record